AGGUAAUACAUGCCUUCAAUUAACCUAAUGAUACAGAGGUUAUUUAAUGCAUACGUGAGUUAUUCCCAAUGUGACAGAUAUCGCUACUGUAGCUAGACUAAUGUCUCUGUUAGUUAUAUGGUUAUCGCUAACGAUCUGUUUCACACACUCCUCUGAAAGUGGACCCAGGCCAGUCUAACCGAGGUGAGACAAGCGCUCGUCGAGAGACUAGCCUAACACACGCUCCAAGCUUCAACGGAGUCCUGUUGUGACAAUAUAGUGUAGCAAGGGGACUCUCUUGCACGGCUCCCAUGUCUCAAAUUCCUUGGCUAUUUUUCCAUGAAUAUUAACAACUGUCUGCGAGCACAAAGCCGGGUAUAUGCAGUGUAUCGAUAUCAAUGAUUUCGAAUCGAGAUAUCGGCUUUUUCAGCCGGGACUGUUUAUAAAACGGCGGGGAGGUGCCUUCUGGACACGAAGCCUCUGCCUUCAGAAGGGUGACAUCAGGAAGCCGCUUUCUAGUUCGAGUGCUGAAGUUCCUCUGUGACGAUGGGUGUCUGUGAGCAGUUGUACAACAUGCUGGCUCUCGUAGUGUUGCUGUUACCUUUAUGUACAGCGGAACUAGUGGGCAUCAGUGCAUAUUAUGGUAAAAUAGUAGACAGACAUAAUGAAAUCAGAAGAGAAGUUGGCGCUUCCGACAUGCGGGAAAUGGUGUGGGAUGACGGCCUCUCCAAGGCUGCUGAGAACUGGGUGAAGAGUUGCCGAUAUGAGCGCGCUCCCUCCUACAUCACCGACUGUGGCCAGAACCUGUACUAUGCAAACCACCUCGUUCAAACGUGGAAUGGAAUUGAUCGGACCGUCCGCAAGGCCAUCGCGACGUGGGAUGGUGAUAAAGCCUACUUCCGGUAUGGAAAAGACUGUGGCAGUGCGUGCGCGUACUCGCAGGUGGUGUGGUCCACCUCCACCAGGGUCGGGUGUGCUAUGAACAGAUGCUACCGGAUGCAGGCUGGCGCUUAUGAGAAGCGUUACACGACGCUCUUUGCUUGCUUUUAUUCCCCAAAGGGUGAAAUGACAAAUGAUUUCCCCUAUACCCCUGGCUUGGCGUGUACCAACUGCCCUCUGGGGUCGAUGUGUGAAGCUGGUCUGUGUAAGAUACAGACCUUGCAAGCUCAGAACAUACUCGGACCUGAAGUCGCUCCCGGGGGUAGUGGAGUGGACAACGUUCCAGUGAGGGUGCCCGCCAUUGAACCGCCUGUUGUUCCAUCGGUCUGCUUUGCCAAUAUGACAACCCAAGAAGUGCACUUUAUCCUGCUCGUCACAAACAACCUGAGAGCCAAAGAUUCGGCUUAUCCAGUGACUUGGAGUGAUGAGCUGGAGCAAUGGGCGAACUACGUCAUCCGCUGCGACAUUGAAUACCCAGGACCCCGCACUGCCUACACCAACUUUGGGAAAACAGGCGCAACGAACCCCCUGUACCAGCUGGUGUAUGAGUGGGGGGACGAGGGCAGCAACACAGUAACCACGCUGUUGACAGCGGGGUGUCGGACACCAGACGACGUUGCAACAUGCAACCACAACACCAAUCUGAUGGCGACAACCAACACACGUAUGGGCUGUGCAGCCUGCGUGUGUGGUCUCCAACGACAGCUCACCUGCAUAUAUGACUCCCAGGCUGUAUGAAUGUGAAAUCUUCCCAACCAUUCCAUAUGUCGACAGACACAUCUACUAACACUACCGACCACAGCAGCGGAGGUUGAUCGGCCGUAGAAAGAAAGGGAUUGUUUAGUACUGACAGAUCGCCUCUGUGUAAAAACCAACCGUAAUUGAUAACUUUUUAAAAAGUUCAACGUGACAGCAAUUAAGCCUUACUAUUAGCAGUGAAAUAUAUCAACAUGAAAUAGUAUAAUCAUUAAAAAAUCAGUUAUCUCGUUUGGUUUUAAACCGCGGUGACUAAUACUUU
Haliotis rubra (blacklip abalone) is the source of this 1936-nucleotide messenger RNA. RefSeq lists its product as uncharacterized. The record is from RefSeq and is a predicted model, not a curated record. Lineage: Eukaryota; Metazoa; Mollusca; Gastropoda; Lepetellida; Haliotidae. The transcript is spliced from 9 exons. Bases 526 to 1656 code for a protein of 376 amino acids.